CCUCCUAAGCACAAUCCCCCACCGCCGUCCUCAAGCAUCAAGCCCGGUUGAACACCGCCGCCCGCCGCUGGCGACCUCCACCUGUUUGCUUCCAACUGAUAGAGGACAACAAUCCCCCAACCUUGCAGGCAGGCUCUCUGUUCACCUUCCUCCGUGCCGGUCGUCGGUUCAGAUGAACACGGAUCCAGGUAUCCUUGGGCAUGCGAGUAUUGGUUUAGGGUUUUUGUAGAAAAUUUUUGGGGGCAUGUCUGCAGCUGGCAUUGGCUUCUUUUGGGUGAUUGCGUCCCACUUGGUUUGUUAUUUCUACCUUCUUGUUGUGGCUGCUGUUUUCCUCUCUGCAGGUGAGAAGAGGUCGUUUGGCGACCUGGACGACGAUGACGAUGACGUCUUUGCUUCCAAGAAGGCAAAGACAAAGGUUGAGGAAAGUGCUCCAGGAGCUGCGACGGGAAUGAUUCUGUCUCUUCGUGAAAGUUUGCAGGACUGUAAACAUAGCCUUGCAUCCUGCCAGGUGGAACUGGAAGCUGCUAAAUCAGAAAUCGAGAAGUGGCAUUCAGCAUUUCAGAAAAUUCCAGCUGUACCUUCUGGAGCUAAUCCAGAUCCUGUUUCAGUGGUUUCAUACCUCAGUAACCUGAAGUCAUCGGAGGAGUCAUUGAGGGAGCAGCUGGAGAAAGCAAAGAAAAGGGAGGCAGCUUUUAUCGUAACAUUUGCUAAACGAGAGCAGGAGAUUGCAGAACUGAAGUCCGCGGUUAGAGAUUUAAAAACUCAAUUAAGGCCACCAUCAAUGCAGACAAGGAGAUUAUUGCUUGAUCCAGCAAUUCAUGAAGAAUUUACACACUUAAAGAAUCUUGUGGAGGAGAAAGAGAAAAAAAUCAAGGAGCUUCAGGACAAUGUUGCUGCUGUCAAUUUUACUCCAUCAAGCAAACUUGGAAAAAUGCUAAUGGCUAAAUGUAGAACUUUGCAAGAAGAAAAUGAAGAGAUUGGGGCCAUGGCAUCAGAAGGAAAAAUCCAUGAGCUUGGAAUGAAAAUUGCGGUUCUGAAGUCUCAGAACAAUGAGCUCAGGAAUCAAUUUGAUGUUUUGUAUAAACACAUGGAUGGUGUAACAAAUGACGUAGAGAGAUCAAAUGAAAUGGUGUCCAUUCUGCAAGAGGAGUUGGGAGCCAAGGAUCUAGAGCUUGCAAGAUUGAAGGAGGUGCUUUCCCAGAAAGAAGCUAGUCACGAUGAAGCGGUUGAGGAGAGAGACGAAGCUGCAAAUGAUAUGAAUACAGCUUCAGAUCCAAUGCAUGUGAAAGUGGAAAGUUGAGGCGGUUUCCGGUUUGGCUGGCAACUAGGUGCAGUGGGUUGUCCUGAGAAAUCUAUAUGUAUACUAUGCAGACUUCAAGUGACUAUUUCCUGGGAUGCUGAUGUACCAAAAGUACUGUACCAAAAGUACUGGUAUAUCACGCAGUGUAUGCAACAGACCCUGCUUAUUUCUGAGCCUUGGUGGCUAGUGCUUGUUUAAUUUUGAUGGGCACUGUUGCUGAAGCUUAACUAGAACUGUUGCAUAACUUGUGAUUCUUAUGGUCCUGCAAAAUGCUGUGCUCUCA
Setaria italica (foxtail millet) is the source of this 1583-nucleotide messenger RNA. Its product is annotated as FKBP12-interacting protein of 37 kDa-like. NCBI's taxonomy places the organism in Eukaryota, Viridiplantae, Streptophyta, Magnoliopsida, Poales, Poaceae. Gene Ontology annotation, biological process: regulation of alternative mRNA splicing, via spliceosome. Gene Ontology annotation, cellular component: nucleus. The record is from RefSeq and is a predicted model, not a curated record.